Messenger RNA from Tupaia belangeri chinensis (Chinese tree shrew), 5774 nucleotides. It is a transcript of the gene PLXNC1, whose product is annotated as plexin C1. The record is from RefSeq and is a predicted model, not a curated record. Gene Ontology annotation, biological process: semaphorin-plexin signaling pathway; regulation of GTPase activity; positive regulation of axonogenesis. Gene Ontology annotation, cellular component: plasma membrane; semaphorin receptor complex. The annotation marks the transcript as partial. The transcript has 31 exons. NCBI's taxonomy places the organism in Eukaryota, Metazoa, Chordata, Mammalia, Scandentia, Tupaiidae. Gene Ontology annotation, molecular function: protein binding; semaphorin receptor activity.
UGUCACCCGCAAGGCUCGACGGCCGGCGUGGUGUACCGCGCGGGCGACCGGAACCGCUGGUACCUCGCGGUGGCCGCUACCUACGUGCUGCCGGAGCCGGACACUGCGAGCCGCUGCAACCCCGCGGCAUCCGACCGCGACACGGCCAUCGCGAUCAAGGACACGGAGGGCCGCAGCCUGGCCACGGAGGAGCUGGGCCGACUCAAGCUGCGCGAGGGCAUGGGCAGCCUGCACUUCGUGGAUGCCUUUCUCUGGAACGGCAGCGUCUACUCCCCCUACUACCCCUACAACUACACGAGCGCCGCCGCCACCGGCUGGCCCAGCAUGGCGCGCAUCGCGCAGAGCGCGGUGGUGCAGUUCCAAGGCCAGGCUGCCCUCGACUGCGGCCAAGGCCACCCCGACGGCCGCCGUCUGCUCCUCUCCUCCAGCCUAGUGGAGGCCCUGGAUGUCUGGGCGGGUGUGUUCAGCGCGGCCACCGGAAAGGGCCAGGAGAGGCGCUCCCCCGCCACCACUGCGCUUUGCCUCUUCAGGAUGAGCGAGAUCCAGGCGCGCGCCAAGAGCUGCAGCUGGGACUUCGAGGCGACCGAGCUCAACUGCAAAGAAGGGGAUCAACCUGAAAGAGUACAACCAAUCGCAUCAUCUACCCUGAUCCAUUCCGACCUGACAUCUGUUUAUGGCACCGUGGUAAUGAACAGGACUGUUUUAUUCUUGGGGACUGGAGAUGGCCAGUUGCUUAAGGUUGUUCUUGAUGAGAAUUUGACUUCAAAUUGCCCAGAGGUUAUCUACGAAAUUAAAGAGGAAACACCUAUUUUCUACAAACUCGUUCCUGACCCCGUAAAGAAUAUCUACAUCUAUCUAACAGCUGGCAAAGAGGUGAGGAGAAUUCGUGUUGCAAACUGCAGUAAACAUAAAUCCUGCUCGGAGUGUUUAACAGCCACAGACCCUCACUGCGGUUGGUGCCAUUCGUCACAAAGGUGCACUUUUCAAGGAGAUUGUGAACAUCCAAAGAACAUAGAAAACUGGCUGGAUAUUUCAUCUGGAGCCAAAAAGUGCCCUAAAAUUCAGAUCAUUCGAACCAGCAAAGAUAAGACUAUAGUGACUGUGGUGGGAAGCUUCUUUCCAAGACACUCAGAGUGUGUGGUGAAGACUAUGGAUGGCAGCCGGAAGCUUUGCCAGACUGAAAGUCAGGCAAACCAGACCUGCACCUGUAGCAUCCCAACCAGAGCAAUCUACAGAGAUGUUUUAGUUGUCAACGUGACGUUCUCCUUCAGUUCUUGGAAUUUAUCAGACAGAUACAACUUUACCAACUGCACAUCAUUAAGAGAAUGCCCAGUGUGUCUUGGAACUGGCUGUGCUUGGUGUAAAAGUGGGAGAAAGUGUAUCCACCCCUUCACAGCUUGUGACCCUUCUGAUUAUGAGAGAAACCAGGAGUUCUGUCAUGUUGCUGUUGAGAAAUCACCCAAGAUACCAGGUGGAGGAAGGUUCAAGGAGAUUAAGAAUAACAGAACCAAACAACAGGUCUUCUACAUUAAGUCCAUUGAGCCACAGAAAAUAUCGACCUUAGGGAAAAAUAAUGUGAUAGUAACGGGAGCAAACUUUACCCAGGCAUCGAGCAUCACCAUGAUCCUGAAAGGAACCAGUACUUGUGAUAAGGACGUGAUACGGGUUAGCCAUGUGCUGAAUGACACCCAUAUGAAAUUCUCUCUUCCAUCAAGCCGAAAAGAAAUGAAAGAUGUGUGUAUCCAGUUCGACGGUGGGGACUGCUCUUCUGUAGGACCCUUAUCCUACAUCGCUCUGCCACACUGCUCCCUUAUCGUCCCUGCUAUCACCUGGAUCAGUGGUGGCCAAAAUAUAACCAUCAUGGGCAGAAAUUUUGAUGUAAUUGACAACCUAAUCAUUUCCCAUGAGUUAAAAGGAAACAUAAAUGUUUCUACGUAUUGUAUGGCAACUUCCUGCAGGUUUUUAGCCCCCAGUUUAAAGAGUUCUAAAGCACGUGCCAAUGUCACUGUGAAGCUGAGAGUACAGGACACCCUCCUGGACUGUGGAACCUUGCAGUAUCUGGAGGACCCCAGGUUUACAGGGUAUCGGGUAGAAUCAGAGGUGGACACAGAAUUGCAAGUAAAAAUUCAAAAAGAAAAUGAUAAUUUCAACAUUUCUAAAAAAGACAUUGAAAUUACUCUCUUCCAUGGGGAAAAUGAGCAAUUAAACUGCAGUUUUGAAAACAUUACUAGAAACCAAGAUCUCACCACCAUCCUCUGUAAAAUUAAAGAUAUUAAAGACUCUGCAAACAAAAUUGUCAACUCAUCCAAGAAAGUUCGUGUCAAAUUGGGCAACCUGGAGCUCGAUGUCGAGCAGGAAUCAGUUCCUUCCACUUGGUAUUUUCUGAUUGUGCUUCCCGUCUUGCUAGUGAUUGUCAUUUUUGCGGCUGUGGGGGUGACCAGGCACAAAUCCAAGGAGCUAAGUCGCAAGCAGAGCCAACAGCUGGAACUCCUGGAAAGCGAGCUCCGCAAAGAGAUCCGUGAUGGCUUUGCUGAGCUGCAGAUGGAUAAAUUGGAUGUGGUUGAUAGUUUUGGAACUGUUCCCUUCCUUGACUACAAACAUUUCGCUCUGAGAACUUUCUUCCCCGAGUCAGGUGGCUUCACACACAUCUUCACUGAAGAUAUGCAUAACAGAGACGCCAAUGACAAGAAUGAAAGUCUCACAGCUUUAGAUGCCCUCAUCUGUAAUAAAAGUUUCCUUGUUACUGUCAUCCACACCCUGGAAAAGCAGAAGAACUUUUCAGUGAAAGACAGGUGUCUGUUUGCCUCCUUCUUAACCAUUGCGCUGCAAACCAAGCUGGUCUACCUGACCAGCAUCCUGGAGGUGCUGACCAGGGACCUGAUGGAACAGUCCAGCAACAUGCAGCCUAAACUCAUGCUCAGGCGCACAGAGUCCGUGGUCGAGAAACUCCUCACAAAUUGGAUGUCCGUCUGCCUCUCUGGUUUCCUCCGGGAGACUGUCGGAGAGCCGUUCUAUCUGCUGGUGACGACUCUGAAUCAGAAAAUAAACAAGGGUCCUGUAGACGUCAUCUCUUGCAAAGCCCUGUACACUCUUAAUGAAGACUGGCUCUUGUGGCAGGUUCCGGAAUUCAGUACUGUGGCAUUAAACAUCGUCUUUGAAAAAAUUCCAGAAAACGAGAGUGCAGAUGUCUGUCGGAACAUUUCAGUCAAUGUUCUUGAUUGUGAUACCAUAGGCCAAGCCAAAGAAAAGAUUUUCCAAGCAUUCUUAAGCAAAAAUGGCUCCCCUUACGGACUUCAGCUCAAUGAGAUUGGUCUUGAGCUUCAAGUGGGCACACGACAGAAAGAACUACUGGAUAUCGACAGCUCCUCUGUGAUUCUUGAAGAUGGAAUAACCAAACUAAAUACCAUUGGCCACUAUGAGAUAUCAAAUGGAUCCACUAUAAAGGUCUUUAAGAAGAUAGCAAAUUUUACUUCAGAUGUGGAAUACUCGGACGACCACUGCCAUUUGAUUUUACCAGAUUCGGAGGCAUUCCAAGAUGUGCAAGGAAAGAGACAUCGAGGGAAGCACAAGUUCAAAGUAAAAGAAAUGUAUCUGACGAAGCUGCUGUCAACCAAGGUGGCAAUUCAUUCUGUGCUUGAAAAACUUUUCAGAAGCAUUUGGAGUUUACCCAAUAGCAGAGCACCGUUUGCUAUAAAAUACUUUUUUGACUUUUUGGAUGCCCAGGCAGAAAACAAAAAAAUCACAGAUCCUGAUGUCGUGCAUAUUUGGAAAACAAACAGCCUUCCUCUUCGCUUCUGGGUAAACAUCCUGAAGAACCCUCAGUUUGUCUUUGACAUUAAGAAGACCCCACACAUAGAUGGCUGUCUGUCAGUGAUUGCCCAGGCGUUCAUGGAUGCUUUUUCUCUCACAGAGCAGCAAUUAGGGAAGGAAGCACCAACUAAUAAACUUCUCUAUGCCAAGGAUAUUCCAACUUACAAAGAGGAAGUAAAAUCUUAUUAUAAAGCAAUCAGGGAUUUGCCUCCAUUGUCAUCUUCAGAAAUGGAAGAAUUCUUAACUCAGGAAUCUAAGAAACAUGAAAAUGAAUUUAAUGAAGAAGUGGCCUUGACAGAAAUCUACAAGUACAUCGUAAAAUAUUUUGAUGAGAUUCUAAAUAAACUAGAAAGAGAACGAGGGCUGGAAGAAGCUCAGAAACAACUCUUGCAUGUAAAGGUCUUAUUUGAUGAAAAGAAGAAAUGCAAGUGGAUGUAAGCACUCGGGGGCCUGGCUUAACCUGGUAACGUUCUUCAGACGACUUGGGAGCAAAAUAGCUACUUGAGCUACACUGUCGUUAGUUUUUAAGUUUGCACAUAGGUUCCACUUUGAGCACUGUCUUUUCGAGAGACCAGGGCACAUGCACAGCUUUAGAAAGCAUACCAACCAUGGUGCCUGUGUGUAUACUGUGGGAACCCUUCUGUAAAUAAAGCUGAAGUGGUUGUUGCAAACAGCCUCGUUUACAGAGAAGACAGGGCCAGUAAGCAAGUGUCAGUAUUGUAAUUACAGUCUCCACUUAAGCACAAUGAUAUAAGUGGUUUUGUUCAAAAAAACUACAGCUAUGUAGCACUUGUGACUACACUGCACCUCUGCAGAAAAGGAGUACUGCCAAUGCUCAGAACAAAAAUGUGAAAUGAGUCAUUUGGAAACAGGUGGGGGUGUUAGGGCAACCUCGAGGAUUUGCAGCAUUGAAACUUUCCCCAGUAGUUCUUGGAAAAGCUGACCACAGAAUUUGGUAGUGUGUACACUUAGCAUUCGUGAGUGUGUGUGUGUGUUUAAACCAAAAACUAACAGUGUUGCAACAUUGUUGAAAGGGCUCGUGUUUUUCAGUGGUCACCAACUGCACUCCACCUAACUCACCUCCAUCUCACCAAGGAGCUCUAAAGCAAGGAGAGUGAGUGGGGCUUUAUUUGAAGGUAACAACCUUUUAUCCAGAUGUUUUGUCCUAAUGUAUGUUCCCUUUAUUUCCAUUUAUUUUUUCAUACUGAAUGUAUUUGAUAGUGGGUGUGUUGGGUAUUGUAAAAAAAAAAAAAAUCAUUUAUCUCAAUUUCAAAACAUUUGAUCAGAACUAUCUGUGGAAGCAUAAUUCACUCCCUCAAUCCUACAUUUCUAUACUAGUGUCUCCUUGCUUUAGACUUCUGGUGAAUCCUGUGGUUAUAAAUACUUGUGUGUGAUUUAAAAAAAAAGGAGAUACAUUUUACAUUUCAUCAAAUUGCUGUUCACACUGGAGUAUUAUAUAUAAAUAUAUAUAUUUGAGGCCCAAGGCCUGAAAAACAUUAGUAUACAACUUGGUAUCUUAGUCUUACUAUGUACUUUUUGAAAGUAUUCCUCAUGGGAGAAAGAAUUUAAAAUACCCAUUUUAUUCAUGCCUUUCUUUUUAAAGAAUUCCCUAUCCAGUUAUACUGUAGUCUUUUUAUUAGUAAUUUUUUAUUCCUGAAUUUUUGCUGCUCAUGACCAAUUUUAAUACCACUGUGUUUUCCUUCUAUUAAACCAGAAGUAACAAAUGAAAUUGGCAAUUCUCUCAAGCUUUUCUGGUGGCAGGCACCUUUUACCCUUGGUGCUCCAAAUCCCUUUUCUAUGAAAGAAACUGUUCAGGUAGCAAAUAAAACACUGACCACAUACCCCUUAAAAUCAUCUGUCAACACUGUAUGAAACAUCAGGAUUUAACCAUGAAUUCGUCUAGGACGAGCACAGUUCUUUUUUGCUCCUUAAGCAAGAGAGGUGAAACCUCAACAAACCAGUCA